This is a messenger RNA of Pochonia chlamydosporia 170, 1059 nucleotides long. RefSeq lists its product as hypothetical. The record is from RefSeq and is a predicted model, not a curated record. Bases 1 to 1059 code for a protein of 352 amino acids. The transcript has a single exon. NCBI's taxonomy places the organism in Eukaryota, Fungi, Ascomycota, Sordariomycetes, Hypocreales, Clavicipitaceae.
AUGGCAUCAACUCUACCAGCCAGAGCAAUCACAGGCCUCUACGGUCCAAAACCAAGCAUACAAAUCUCAUACCCGCACGCAGCUCAAGAGCCCUGGACAUGGACCGCUGAAGCGUCAAACAGCACCAUGGCCCCCAAGUUAGCCAGCUGCAUCACCAAUGGGGAAUCUGCAACAGAAGUCAAAUUCGCGGCACAAGGCUCCAAAGUCCUUGCCAUCAUCGGCCAUUCCGCUCUCAUAAUCAACUACGCACCUGGUAGACACAAAGACAAAUCAUUAGAGUACGGCGUCUGCUUGGAAGGAAAUCUAGGCAAUGCCCACACCCUGGAAUUACUCCCCGAUAACGUACUGGCCAUAGCCACGACUGGUCAGCAAAGCGACGCCGGAGUCUGGAUCUACGACUCCGCAAGCAAAGCCGAUGAUCCAUCUCCGAUACAAAAGGUGACCGGUGUACGAGCAAUCCACGGCAUGCUUUGGGACAAUGAGCAUCGCACGCUCUGGGUAGCAGGGACAACAGACGCAGCAGACGGAACAGGAGGUACGGCAUACGGCAUCAUUCAGGGGUAUGAGUACCGCAACAAGACUCUCCUCGAGUCAUUCAACUACACCAUGGCAUCCGCUAGUCAACUAGCUUCCGAGUGGAAAACCUACGCCAAGUGGUGGGACGGACCGCACGACCUCGUCCCCGUUCCGUCUGGGCGGAUGGUACUGAUGCCAACGGACCAGGAUAUUUACGCACUGGACUUGUCGACCGGGGAGUUCAAUAGCUCUGGAGAGCAGUUGGUCAAUGAGUAUCUUGGCGGCUUUCACUCGGUUGAUGGUGAUAGAGUGGGCUACGAUGGCGUGUCACGGCCUCGCUCCGAUAUCAAGAGUGUUAGUCUUUAUAGAGCCGGCGCGGCAGUUGGGGCGCUUUACACGCAGGCACAGUGGCGAGAUGAAGCAGCUAUCCCGAAACAGGUCAACUUCUUGGAUGCAAACGGCGCGUUGUCCGUGAUGUAUAAAGGACAGAGGGUUUACAGGUCCCGCUGGUUUGAGGAGGUUGAUGGCUGGCGGACGGCGUAA